This is a messenger RNA of Euleptes europaea (tarantolino), 2238 nucleotides long. RefSeq names its product solute carrier family 7 member 3 (gene SLC7A3). Gene Ontology annotation, biological process: transmembrane transport; amino acid transport. The coding region runs from base 1 to 1920 and encodes 639 amino acids. Lineage: Eukaryota; Metazoa; Chordata; Lepidosauria; Squamata; Sphaerodactylidae. Gene Ontology annotation, cellular component: plasma membrane. The record is from RefSeq and is a predicted model, not a curated record. Gene Ontology annotation, molecular function: amino acid transmembrane transporter activity. The transcript has 11 exons.
AUGGGCUGCAAGAUGCUGGAGAAAACCAUGACGAGCUUCGGCAAGAAGUUGAUCCGGCGGCGUGUGGUAGACUUUAGCUCAGAAGAGACUCGUUUUGCCCGCUGCCUCUCCACCCUGGACCUUAUAGCGCUUGGCGUGGGUAGCACUCUUGGGGCUGGUGUCUAUGUCUUGGCUGGGGAAGUGGCCAGGGAGGAAGCUGGCCCAUCCAUUGUGAUCUGCUUCUUCAUUGCGGCUGUCUCGUCAGUUCUGGCUGGGCUGUGCUAUGCAGAGUUUGGAGCCAGGGUUCCAAAGGCCGGUUCUGCCUAUCUCUACAGUUUUGUGACAGUCGGGGAGAUCUGGGCCUUCACUACAGGAUGGAACCUUAUCCUCUCAUAUGUGAUAGGUACAGCAAGUGUUGCUCGUGCCUGGAGCUCGGCCUUUGACAACAUCUUUGGCAAUCACAUGUCCACUUUCUUCCGGAACCACACCGCCCUGCACUUGGAGAACGUGCUGGCUGAAUACCCCGACUUCUUUGCCCUCUUCCUGGUGUUGCUGCUGACAGGCUUACUUGCAUUUGGUGUGAGUGAAUCUGCACUAGUGAACAAAAUCUUCACUGCAGUCAACCUGCUGGUCCUCAGCUUUGUCAUCAUCUCUGGCUUUGUGAAGGGAGAUGUCAAGAACUGGAGCGUGACUGAGGAGUAUUAUCAGAACCGGUCGCAAGAAGCUCUGAAGUCUGGAGUCAAGGCUGGCGACUUUGGGACAGGUGGCUUUUCCCCCUUUGGUUUCAAGGGGGUCCUCUCUGGCGCUGCAACUUGUUUCUACGCCUUUGUUGGAUUUGAUUGCAUUGCAACAACAGGUGAGGAGGCUCGUAACCCCCAGCGCUCCAUCCCCAUUGGCAUCAUCGUCUCCCUUCUCAUCUGCUUUGUGGCCUACUUUGGGGUUUCUGCUGCCUUGACCCUGAUGGUGCCCUACUUUCUGGUGAACAAGGAGAGCCCCCUGCCUGAGGCCUUCAAGGACGUGGGGUGGGAGCCCGCCCGCUACGUCGUGGCCGUUGGCUCGCUCUGUGCCCUCAGUGCAAGUUUGCUUGGCUCCAUGUUCCCAAUGCCACGAGUGAUCUAUGCCAUGGCCGAAGAUGGGCUCCUUUUUAAGUACCUGUCCCAGGUGCACAGUCGCACCAAGACUCCCUUGGUGGCCACAGUUGUGUCUGGCAUCAUAUCUGCCCUGAUGGCAUUCCUCUUUGAGCUGAAGGACUUGGUGAACCUUAUGUCAAUCGGCACACUGUUGGCAUACUCAUUGGUAGCUGUUUGUGUACUCAUACUCAGAUACCAGCCUGAGAUGGGCAGCUCUUCUAAGGAUGUGGAGAUGUUGGAGGUGAAUGGAAGUGAAGAAGAGAAGGUGAUAAUGAAUUUGUCAGUCAGCAGUAAUCAGACUACGCUCAAAGAGAAGUUCACCUGGGGGAGCCUUUUCUGCCCUUCUGGGGAGAUCCCGACUUGCAUUUCGGGACGCAUUGUCUACAUCAGCACCACAGUUGUCUCUGUUGUGAUCACUGUCCUUUGUGGGAUCCUGGCGCAGGAGCAGCAAGCACUCAUGAACGGCAGCAUUGGUUGGGCUGUGGCAUGCACGCUUCUCCUAGGAGUUUGGCUGGUUAUCACAAUUAUCAUCUGGAGGCAGCCAGAAAGCAAGAAGCGCCUAACUUUCAAGGUGCCUGCCCUGCCGCUGCUCCCUCUUUUCAGUGUCUUUGUGAACGUCUAUCUCAUGAUGCAACUGGAUGCAGGCACCUGGGCCCGCUUUGGUGUCUGGAUGGCCAUAGGCUUCGCCAUCUACUUUGGUUAUGGGAUCCGGCACAGCGUAGAAGCACAGACCACUCGGCAGUCACAGUUAACAACAAACAAGCCUCUGAAUUCUGCCAGCUCUGACCCGAGUCCAGAUAUAGCUAUUUGAGAGAAGGAGGUGAAGAUUCUCCACCUGCCCCGCCCUCCACACAUCAGAGUUGCCCUUGAGCUCUUGCCUGUCUCCUGCCCUUCCACAUAACAAGCAGGAGAGGGAAAGAUCCUGGGCAGCUUGCUUCCCCUUGUACACUGCAGUAAACCCAAACAAGGUUAAUCCUGCAGGGGAGACAAGGCAAGCACCAACCUGGAGGGUGGGGGGGGAGCAGAUGCAAAGCACUGCAUCCCUCUUGCCCUUGGAAAAAGCUGACAGGCAGGGAAACUGCCACAUACCUGAUGUCUGUAUUUAUUGUCUGGCCUUGCUGGCUAGAAG